AUGACAAAAGUGAAACCAAUCAACACUGAGGCACUGGCCUGCCUGUGCGACACAUGAUUUGGCCAGGGAAAAAGGUGACGCUAGAAACAAGAAAAAAGUAAAAGAGAGGUUGCAAUGUAAUAAUAGGCAUGAAAAGAAAACCAGACUCCCCUUCCUCUCUCUUUCUCACUCUUACAGUCAGAUCUUUGUUUGCCCAAGUAAAAAGCUUUUUGCUUGCAUAGAAACAAAUAGAAGAAAACCCAAAUCCAAAAUCAAGCUAACCCCUUUUUUUUGCAUUUCUUUUAUCCUUCUUCUCCCAGCCUGAGGCUAUGAUUGAGUGAACCAGACAAAGUUUUCCUCACUGUCCAUUUCUCUUCACCAGCCAACACGCCAUAUCAGGCAUAGCUUAACCCAUCUGAUCCUUUUUGGUGCCUUUUCUCUUUCCCAUCUCUCUUUCUUUCUUUCUGAUUAGACCCAUGAGAAUAAUGUCUUGGUCGUGUAACCUUUGUUUGGUUUGUAAUGCAGUUGAAUGGAUGGUCUUUUUUUAUUUUUUUCUUUUCAAGACAAAUGAGGGAAAGUGAAAGAAAAUAACUAAAACCUAAGUAUUUCUUUUCUGUUCUUCAACUUCUCCUUUUUGUUCUUUUUCCAAACAUAUAUAUUUGUCCUGGGUUGUUGCUGCAUUUACGCUAAACAAUGAGGAAAAAUGGAUGGCAACUACCUUAUCACCCCCUUCAGGUGGUGGCUGUAGCUGUAUUUCUGGCAUUGGGGUUUGCUUUUUAUGUUUUCUUUGCUCCCUUUGUUGGGAAGAAGAUAUUUCAAUAUGUUGUGAUGGGAAUCUACACUCCUUUGAUUACAUGUGUUUUUGGCCUAUAUAUUUGGUGUGCAGCAGCUGAUCCCGCAGAUCCAGGAGUUUUUAGGUCCAAAAAGUAUCUCAAAAUUCCACAUGACAAAAAGCAUGCCCACCAAAAGGAUUCUAAACUUGGUGGGGAGUCAACUUCGUCCAUGCAUGAUGCAAAUGCUUCUACUGCCGGGGGUAAAUCUUUUGAUAAGGGUUCUAUAGGUGGAGAUUCAACUUUGAAAGAUCCAAAUACUGAUUUUGAGAAGAAUUUGACAUCACGCUAUUCAUCUUGCUUCAUAUGGGCUCUCUUUCCUUGUGCUCUUCUCUGCAAUUACUGCAGUUCGAGUGACGAAUCUUCAUCGCAAGAGAUGAGUGAAGAUGGCAUGUUCUAUUGUAGUUUGUGUGAAGUUGAGGUUUUCAAGUACAGCAAGCACUGCAGAGUUUGUGACAAAUGCGUUGAUCGUUUCGAUCAUCAUUGCAGGUGGCUCAACAAUUGUAUUGGCAAAAGGAACUACAGAAAGUUUUUCACCCUAAUGGUUUCUGCUCUUCUCUUGCUUAUUCUACAAUGGUCUACCGGAAUCCUUGUACUUGUAUGCUGUUUUCUUGAGCGGAAGCGAUUCUCUUCAGACAUCUCCUCCAAAUUAGGAAGCAGUUUCUCUUUGGUCCCAUUUGUUAUUGUUGUGGCAGUAUGCACCAUUUUGGCUAUGAUUGCCACCCUACCUCUUGCUCAGCUCUUCUUCUUUCAUAUCCUUCUCAUUAAAAAGGGAAUAAGCACGUAUGAUUACAUUAUAGCUCUAAGGGAGCAGGAGCAAGAGCAACAAGGAGUUGGAGGUCAGCAGAGUCCCCAGAUGUCUCCUGCCAGUUCACUUACUGGAUUAAGCAGUGCAAGUUCCUUUUCUACUUUCCACCGGGGUGCAUGGUGUACGCCACCUCGCCUGUUCCUGGAAGAUCAGUUUGAUGUCGUUCCUCCAGAGACUGCAUCUGUCAGUUCAUUAGGAAAAAAGACAGUAGCAGAGGAGCAAAUCAGGAAAAAGAACCCAGCAGCAAUAAAGAUUAGUCCAUGGACAUUGGCCCGGUUAAAUGCAGAAGAGGUUUCAAAAGCUGCAGCAGAGGCAAGGAAAAAGUCUCGGAUCCUACAGCCUGUGGUGAGACGGGAAGCCCCUUUUGGUCUAGAAGGAGAUAGCAGCUUUGGAAGCAGCGGUCGCCGUAUGGUCCCCAGGCCAGACAAUAAUAGAAGGAGAGGUAAUAAGAGAGUGCGCCUCCCAGCUGACCUGCCCAUAGAGCCCGUAACUAAGGUUUCGGGAAUGGCUGCUGAGAAAGGUUUCACUGAGACAUCUACUAGUUUGGCCCCUCUUCAGCUUGAGGCAAGAAGUGCUUUCCAAACUAGCCGAGCAAUGUCAAGCUCAGUUGGAAUUGUUGCUUCUUCUCCAGAAAGCAGUCUAGACUCACCAGAUAUCCACCCAUUCCGAGUUUCUUCAUCGGGAGCUGAAGAAUCUAGGCGGCUCACAGGUCCAUCAGUUGCAGGUACUGCUGCUCACAAUGGAAUUCCACUAUCAAGGUCCACCAGUGAUGGAUAUGAAGCAUCUGGUGGUGAAGACAGUGACAGGGUUCCUUCCAGGAUUGUUCAAAGGCCGACUAACUGGAGUAACCUCCUCUUCCGACCUGAUCAAGAUGAGGAUGUUUUUAGAUUGAAAGCAUCAUCUUCAUCUAGCCAGGCUAACAACAGAAAGCUUUGACUAUAAGUCAAAUAUGAUUGAGAAGAUUAAGUUCAUUUGGAUUUCAUUGAGGGAAAAGCUCAACAUUCAUUCAUUUUUGGGCCAAAAACAUUUCAAGAACUAGUGGACUAACUGGCUAAUCAGCUUGCCCAUUGCUUUGGCAUCUGAGUUUGCAAUGUGGAAUCAGGCUUCAUGGGAAGGACAUGACAAUGCUGUAAAAAGUUUCAAGUAAUUGUUUUUCUGAGCCCCAGACACCCUACGCUUGCAUAAGCUUUCGUUGCAGCCUUUGGUCCCUGGCUCUUGCAUUAGGGACUCUGCCAAGAUGACAAAUUUGUUGAUGUGUUGUUUAUAUUAUUACUAUUCUCAAUUGUAAUCUCUUUGUUGAGCUUUUGUUAGAUAUGGAUUCUUAUGGAUGGCUCCUAUUGAAUAUUUUACUUUCAUUCCCGAAAAGAACUUGCCCACUUUUGUCCUA
Messenger RNA from Jatropha curcas, 3004 nucleotides. RefSeq names its product DHHC-type zinc finger family protein. Gene Ontology annotation, biological process: peptidyl-L-cysteine S-palmitoylation; protein targeting to membrane. The record is from RefSeq and is a predicted model, not a curated record. Gene Ontology annotation, molecular function: protein-cysteine S-palmitoyltransferase activity. NCBI's taxonomy places the organism in Eukaryota, Viridiplantae, Streptophyta, Magnoliopsida, Malpighiales, Euphorbiaceae. Gene Ontology annotation, cellular component: endoplasmic reticulum; Golgi apparatus.